GCUACAAAUACAGUCUUCCUUCGCAGGUCCUAAUUACUUCACCUUCUCAGCUUGGCAGUAAGACUUGCACAGCAUCAACAUUCCCAUCUACAAUCUCCUGCGCGUCAUACUACUGCAGCUAUGCCGCACGAGCAACCUGAAUUCUGGAAUGUCAACCUUCCACGCGGAGAUUGGUCGCCAAGUUGCCCACCUUUUCUGGAGAGCUGCAGCGACAAGGACCGCUCUAUCAUUGGCACACCAGAUGCAGAGUAUAUUCGUCUCUCGUGGCCAGCGGUUCAGGACAUUAUCCAAUCCAAUCGUGUCGACCUAUUCCAGCGAGUGCCUAGCGAUUUGCGAAAGUAUCGUUCAUUCGUCUACAACAUUGUCAAGAAGUAUGGGUCUAUGCAGGAAUUCAUCUUGUCCAAGAGGCUGCAGUGGACUUCAACAUGUCCAUCAGGACCUCCAUUUGCGAACCCAGACGAUAUCACAGUGCUUCAGAACGAUUGGCCGUAUGGUAUAGACCAGAAAAUCGUGCAUCUCGUUGUGUGGACGAAGUUUGAGCUUAAAGAUGAGCGUGGAGGAGUAGGAGACAUGCUGCCAGAGACUCGACGGAGCAUCGACCACUGGGUCAACGACACAUUCUGCACCCGGAUAGAACCUCAGCAUGUCAUCUGGUUCAAGAAUUGGUACUCGCUAAAGUCCAUCCACGCAGUCGAGCACUUUCAUGUAAUGCUUUACAAGCCGGAUAUGAGCUUCGUCCGGCAGAUCACCCAUGGAGUUGAGCCGUUAUCUCUGCAGUCUUCUGCUCAGUUGUCUGAGCUGUAGAGGUCUAAGUGUGCUAACAAGGACCCUCAAAUGUGAUCAUGACCAAAUUAUGAGCCAUGCAGCUGCUUGUAAUACUGAUUGAUACCGUGGAGACUGGAGAGGCGAUAUGGCAGCAAUCCGGCAUUGGUCCUCGUCAACAUUACACAUGCUGGCUCACUAAGGU
Messenger RNA from Pseudovirgaria hyperparasitica, 967 nucleotides. RefSeq lists its product as uncharacterized. The transcript is spliced from 3 exons. The record is from RefSeq and is a predicted model, not a curated record. Gene Ontology annotation, biological process: N-acetylglucosamine metabolic process. NCBI's taxonomy places the organism in Eukaryota, Fungi, Ascomycota, Dothideomycetes, Acrospermales, Acrospermaceae. Gene Ontology annotation, cellular component: cytoplasm. The coding region runs from base 121 to 804 and encodes 227 amino acids.